Parasteatoda tepidariorum (common house spider) is the source of this 11827-nucleotide messenger RNA. The record is from RefSeq and is a predicted model, not a curated record. NCBI's taxonomy places the organism in Eukaryota, Metazoa, Arthropoda, Arachnida, Araneae, Theridiidae.
UUCUAUUAAGGUUCGUUAAAGAGAUGAUCGCCACACAAAAGCUUAUUCCAGGAACUCUUCGUUUCCGUCUAGAACACAUCGAAUUUAUUCUGAGCGACAAGCAGUCCUCGUAGACUUCAUGUGAAGGAUAUAUUACGACAAUUUUUUUUUCUUUAUCUGCUGUCUUUUUAAUCAGAAUGAUGGUAUGGAGCGUGGUGGAGACGACGAAGAAGAUCUGUUGGCUUUGAAAAUAAGGAACAUACAAUAUGAAAGAGAAGAUGUACAAAAGAAAACCUUUACUAAAUGGAUAAAUUCUCAAUUGGGGAAGGGAAAUCAUCCUAUAGUAAAGGAUUUAUUUUAUGAUUUGAGGGAUGGAACUCGUCUUUUAGGCCUCCUCGAAGUACUAUGUGGAAAAGAGUUGAGGAGGGAAAAAGGACGAUUGCGGGUCCAUCAUCUGAAUAAUGUCGGUUGUGCCUUAAGAGUUUUAAAAGAAAAUAACGUAAAAUUGGUGAAUAUAAGCACAAAUGAUAUAGUUGAUGGCAAUCCUAAACUGACCUUGGGCUUAGUAUGGAGUAUAAUUUUGCAUUGGCAGGUGCAUGGUGUUCUGAGAAAUGCUUCAGAAGAUAUUCCGCAAACAAAUUUAGAAAAGACUUUAUUAGCUUGGUGUCGUGAUGCCACUUCUAACUAUCCUAAUGUAAAUAUACGAAACUUUACUACAAGUUGGAAUGAUGGACUGGCUUUCAAUGCUAUCAUUCAUAAAUUUAAGCCGAAUCUGUUCGAUUUUAAUACGGUACAGCAGAUGGAAGUUAAUGCACGUCUGGAACAUGCAUUUCAAGUUGCUUAUAAACAUUUAGGAAUCGAUAAACUCCUGGAUCCUGAAGAUGUAUAUACUAGUCUCCCUGAUAAGAAAUCUGUGAUGAUGUAUGUGAUGUGUUUUUUUCAAGCGUUACAUACAUCAAUGCCGUUGCGAAAGCUUGAUUCAUUUGACCUAUCUGAUGAGAGCAACGAUGUAAAUAAUAUGAAUGCUAGCAGUGAUAUUGCAGCUUAUCAGUCUUCCUUAGAGGAUGUUCUUGCAUGUUUGUUAGAGGAUGAAGAGAAAUUAAAAGAAAAUUCUAUUGCUGAUAGCCUUGAAAAAAUUAAAGAGCAGUUUCAUGAACACGAAUCUUUCAUGGUGGAUCUUUCUAAGCACCAGCAGGGUGUUGAAAAAGUUUUAUUUUCUGGCAAUAACUUAAUUACUCAGGGAAAGUUAGCUACCGUUGAGCAUGAAGAAAUUGUACUUCAGAUGCAGUUGCUUAAUGACAGGUGGCAAGACAUAAGGUCUAAAGCAUUAGAUCGACAAAACAACUUGCAUGAAAGGUUUAUGCAUCUUCAAAGGAUUCAGCUUGACAACAUAACAAAGUGGUUAAAUGACAUGGAAAAUAAAAUUAAUACUUUACCUCCUCUCGGGCCUAAUUUAGAAGCUCUUUUAAAACAAGUAGAAGCUCAUAAGAAACUUGUGGAUGAAGUGGAAAGCAAAAAAGAAGCAAUGAAUAGUAUUACUAAAAUAGUUUUUGUUAUGGCUGAUGAAGAUACUAGUCAAUUAGCAUAUACUUCUUUGAAGAAACAGCUCUCAGAUAUCGAACAGAAAUGGUUAGCCAUUUGUCAAUCUGUGAAGGAUCGAAGUACACUACUCCAAACUAUUGUGCCUCAGUGGCAGCAGCUGGACGAAGAAGAAUUGUGCUUCAGUCAGUGGCUACAUAGAAAAGAAUUACAACUUACUGGAAUUACUUCAAAACCAGGAGCUGAUAGUCGUUCUUUAUUAGAACAAGUAAAGCUGCUGCAGUCAAUUGAACAAGAUUUAGACAUUCAUCUUCGUUUAUUUAAUAAGCUGACAGAUAGGGCGCAGAAAAUAAAAGAGACUCUUCCAAGUGGUUCAUUAGGUGCUAUUGAAAUUACUGAAAAAAUUGAAAGGCUUACUCAAAGAUGGGACUCACUUGUUCUAGCCCUAGAAAGCUUGAGCAAACAGCUUUCCAUCAUUGAAGAAGAAAAGUCUGCUGCUGCAGCUGAGAAACAAAAUAAUUUAAUACAUUCUCCUCCAUCUAACUCAAGCUCUGAAGACAGUGAUCAAGGCGGACCAAAAAAGAGACGUCUUGAUACCUGGCGAAUGCAAGAGUGGUAUGACAAUUACGAAUCAGUUGGCUUGUGGUUAGAUAGGGCAGAAUCAACAAUGGGAAUAGCUGCUUAUGAAAGCUCAGGAAAUGAUAUUUCUCCUUGGGACACUCUUUCUUUAGAUGACCAACAGAUAUUAAUUGAGGAAACUGAAUCCGAUUUCCGUAUGCAAAAGAUGAAAGUAGAAAAGCUUUUAUCACAAGGACAUCAAAUUAUGAAAAAUCUUGAAUCAAUUGGUGAGAAUCCAAAGAAAAUUAAAAAGAUCAUGUAUGAAGUUGAGUGUAGGUGGAAAAAACUCGUUACAUCAGUUGAAAAUCAAAAACACUCAGUUCAACUCCAAGUUGACAUUGAUCGACUAAGGUGUGAAAAAGAUGCUUUAGAACUGAUUCUGAACUCCCACUGUCGUUGGAUGGAAACAACUCAGCGCUCGUUAGCCGAUAAAAAACCAGAUGAAAGUCGCAGAAUGGCUGAACAGUGCAGAUUGAGACUUACAUCUCUGCAAGCUCAAGAGGAAAAAAUUGAAAGAUUAAAAAAAGAAACCGAUGAAGCUAAGAAGAAAUUUCCUUCGCUUAUGUCAUUUGCCUUGGAAGUCGAACAAUUUUGCAAGGAAUGGAAUAUUAUGUCAAGAAGAUUAUCUGAAAUGGAAAGAAGUCUAAAUCAUACUAUGUUACAAGCACCUCCUGCCACAUUCAUGGAAGCUGUUAAAUCACUGGACACAUGGGUUGUUGACGUUUAUCAAGCGUUAAUAUCAGAACAGAUAUUUUUGGGAAGUAUUGAUGAAAUGGAAGACCAGCUUAAAAAAUUGCAGGAGCUUCAGAAUACUAUUGAUGAGGAAAAGCCCAAUUUAGAUUAUGUAAGGAAUACUAAUCAACAAUUACAGAAGAGCGAUUCUUCUGGUCCUUGGAUGAGUGACUUGAGUCAAAAAUUACAACACUUGGAGACCACCUGGGCUGAAGUUUGUAAAUUGAUCCGUGUAAUGAUAGAGCAAUUACAGAAAUAUAUUACUGAUUUGCGACAGAUUCAGAAUGAAAUAUCGAACUUAAUGGAUUGGAUGCAAGAUGUUGAUAAGUUUCUGAGUGCUGAAGAAGUUGCAGAAGGAGAUUUAAACGUUAUCGAAGCACAGCUGGAACAGAGUAAUGCACUUCAAGAUGAUAUUACAGUACUUAGACCAAAUGUUGAACGUAUAGAGAAAGAAGGAGCCAAACUUGCUGAAUGUGCAGGUGAAACUCCUUUUGCUUCAAACAUCAAGAAGGAAAUUGCUACUAUGAAAUCAAGGUGGGAGGAGGUGAUUGAGAGAGUGAACGUUAAAAAUCAAAAUUUAAGAGAUGCCAUGCAAGGAAGUCAGCAUUUAAGUGAAGUGAUAUCUGAAAUGAGUGCAUGGUUACAAAAAUUUGAGUCUGAAAUUCCUGAAAACGCUUCCAUUUCAAACUCAUCUGAAUUAUUGUCAAAAAGCAAAAAGUUUCAGAUACUUCAAAAUAAAAUUGAAAGACAACAAAAUGAAAUUGACAAUCUAUCCUCAACUUUCAAAAAUAUUUCCAACUCGUCUCAGAAGAGCUCUCUUGAAAAGUUACUGCCUCAAUUUUCUGAGCUGCAGUCUAAAUGGGAAGAAGUUUCAACUAGGGUAAAAAAUUCAUCACAGAAGUACAAGGACAUGUCUGCUAAAUACAAUGAAUUUUGCAAUUUGGUAAUGAGAGAGAAUGAUUGGCUUGAUAGACUGGAAAAGAAAUUGAAGAGGUCACCAGAUUCUGCAGCCGAUGCAGAAGAAAUAUCUGAAAAUUUAGAUGACUUAGAAAAUUAUUUAAGACAUCAUCCAUCAGAAAGAGUACCGAAAAUUCAGAAGCUUGGACGAUUUCUCAUGGACAAUAAUGCAAUGAAUGCUCAAGUGGAAAAGGAUGUCAAUUUUGUUUCCAAAAGAUUUGAAGAUCUUAGUGGACAGGGACGGGAUAGACAACAGCUGUUGGAGAACAGCAUUGCUGAAGCCACCCGAUGUGAGCGUCAUAUUCUGACAGUUCAAGCUUGGAUUUCUCAUAUUGAUACAGUCUUACAACACAGAUUGGAUAAUGAUAUUUCAUCACAAGAUGUUCCUGAUGAAUUGACUCAACUGGAAACAGAGUUUUCUGAAAAAGAACAGAGCAUAACAGCUUUAGAGGAGGAUGUCCAACACUAUCGAUCUCAAGGCAGGAUGGAAGCCGCUCAUCGUCUAGAAGAGCAGCUUCAUCUAGUACAGCAAAAAUUUGCGGAGUUGAAAGAAAAGUUCACCAAAUUUCAAACUCCUUGUAAUUUUGAAUCUAAAUUGAAUAAUAUCGGAAGCAUGCUGAAUGAGGUUGAAGGUGGAUUGACAUCAAUUCAGCUGUCCAGUGAUGAUUCAGAUUCUUCUGAAAGUCAGCUGGAGAAAUGUUUGCAUUUAUACAAAGUUUUGAGCGAUUUGAAGCCUGAAUUGGAGUUGUGCAUACGACAGGGAAGGCAGAUAGCUGAUACAAAACAAUCUGAUCUUAAAGAACGUUUAACUUUCUACAAGAAUCAGUACAACAUUCUUGGUUCUAAGGUGACUGAAAUUAGAUCCUCACUGGAAGAUUCAGUUAAGAAAGAAAAUAACUUAGAAGCUCAAAUAUUUCAUUUUCAAGAAUGGCUUCAUACUGCUCGUAUGGAUGCUGAUAAAACUGCCCCAGAAAAGGCAAAGAACGUCAGUGAAUUACAAAUUCAGCUUUGCACUGAUAUUUUGUCUGAGGUUCGGAAUAAAAAGAAUUUAUUAGACAGUCUGCUUGAAACUGCCAAAACUUCUGACGAAAGUUCUGUGGAAAGCAUUGUCGAACUUCAAAAUCAGUUUACUUCAUUUGAGCAAAAAUUGAUGAAACGAAUAGAAAAUCUAAAGCUGGAUGCUUCUAAAGAACAUUCCAAAGACUUUUUUCAGUCAUUAACUGAAGUGAGGAACUGGUUGCAAACAGCUGAAAAAUUUCUUGUCAAGUUUGAGAAGCUCUCAACUGCACAAAAACAUUCUCAGUUACCCAGACUUGAGCAUCUUCAAGAAGAAUUGAAAAGUGUAGAGCAGAAGAAAAAUGAGUUAAUCAAAUCUAGUAAUCAGAUGGGAAAAUUGAAGGAGAAAUAUUCCAUUAAGUCUGACAUAGUUGAAGUUGAAGAAAAAUUUGAAGUUCUAUCUAGUAAAAUUCAGAGUCUAGUUUCAAAUCAGGAAAUUGAUGUUAAGCGAGUCACUAUAGAGCAACUUAGAGCUUCACCUGUUCAAUUGCCUAUAUCAGAACCAGGUUCACCAAAACCUGAUGAAAUCAGCUUGAAUAUUAGGCAACUACACUCCAGUCUAGUUGAGCUAGAGAAAGCUGUUUCAACUUCUAAAAUCGAAAACUUCGAUUCUAUUCAUGAUUUGGAAAACCAACUUAAGGAUUUCAACGAAAAAGCACUCACAGUUGAAGAUAACAUGCAAAAACUAGCAGGUGAUUGGCAGGUUUACGAAAGUAGAGACAGUGCAGGUGCUGAAAAAUUAAGUCACCGAAUGAAAGAGCUUGAAGACAUGGGCUUGAAUAUAAGAGAAAAAGCAGAAAAACAUCAUUUCACAUUAAAUGAAAAAAUAAGCAAAUGGUCAAAUCUUGAAGAACUGAAUAGCAGAAUUUAUGAUCAAUCACAGCAACUUUUGCUAAAUUUGCAAAAUGGAAAUAAAAUACCAGUCUCAAAGCAGAAGACUUUGGAUGAAGAAGCCAAGGGAUUGCAGAGGGAGUUUGAAUGCUUACAGCAAGAAGCUGUUGAAAUUGGAGCUUCCAAAUCACUUCUUCAAAAAUUCUUAAAGGAAACAACUACCAAUUUAGCUGAAAUCAGUAUGCGUAUAGAUGAAAUGGAAUCUUUAAAAGAACCUGUUUCAAAGACUGUUGUUACACAAACGGAUAAAGAUCAAGUUAUUGUUUUGGAUACUUCUAAUCCAGUGAUUGUUCCCGAUUUUAUAGCUAAAGUAAAUAAAAUUAGAGAAGCUGUUGCUGCAGUGAAUAGGCAAUUAAUGCAGCCUGAAUUGUCUGGAAAAGAUUUUGAAGAUUUUGGACGACAAGAAAAUUCUUUGAAAUGUGUCAAAGACAGCACAAAUGCAUUAAAACCAAAUGUUGAUGUUAUUUGGGCUGAAAAGGAAAACAUCAUAAAGAAAGCAGCUAAAAGCGAGGUGGCUCAAAUUGACCGAGUAUCUGAAAAGCUGAACGAAGAGUGGAACAAAUUAAAUAAAGCUUAUGAUGAAAGAUACAAGAGGUGGCAAAAAUCAAGAGAUGUAUGGCAGCAUUUUGAGAGUGAUCUCAGAAAUAUGACAUCGUGGCUUAUGAGUUCUGAUGCAAUAUUAGCCCACAGUAGACUACAAAAUGGGAACUUGGAUUAUGAAAGAGCAAAAAGUCAUCAAGAGAUGCUCCAGAAACAAGUGAGUGAGAAAAUGGCCAUUAUGGAGACCAUUAAUGUAACAGGUAAAAGAGUGCUUAAUGAAUGUUCUACUCCUGAUGCUAUACUACUACAAGAACAAUUAGACUCUAUUAAUAAACGUUGGAAAGAUUUAGUUGCUGAACUAGCUGCAAGGAAAUCAAAAUUAGAUGAAGAUCAAGACGCAUUAGUUGUAGCAAAAAGUGAGAUGCAGGAUCUAACAUCAUGGCUUAAAGAAACAGAAAAUCUUCUGUGCAGAACGCCAAAAACUACCGAUCUGUCAACUGCCAUAUCAUUAUUGGAAAAACUGAAGGAACAUGAAGAUGAUAUUCCUUCCCGUAGAAGUAGUCUUUUAACUGUCCUAUUAGCGGGAUCUAUGAUUAAAAUUGAAGAAGUAGAGCCUUUAGAGCAGCGUUAUGCAAAAAUCACAAGUAUACUGCCUGAUAGACGUCAAAAUUUAGAGUUAUAUGUUCGUGAUCUGUCUUCCUUUCAAGAAAAAGUUAAAGUAGAGAAUGAAUGGUUACAGGAAACAAAGAAAGAUUUAGAAGGUCGCCUUGCUCUGUACAGUGCUGGCAGGAAAGUAGAUGAAAACAACUUAUUACCCAAAGAAGAUGUAACUAGCCAUCACACCGCAAUAUCGAAGCUUGUGCAGCAGCAAAAUGAUCUUGAAAACGAAGCCCAGAAAGCAUCCUUAAUUCUCCCACCAUCUGUUAAAAGGAGUGCUAAUAAUUUGUUUUCUGAAUGGUACACAAUCUCUCAGCUAUUGAAGAAAUUGCGUCCUUACGAAAGAUGCCCAUCUCCUAUGCCAUUGGACACAUUUUCUUCUAGAAUCUCAGAUAUAUCAGCCCAGGAAGCUCGAAGAUCUAGAAUCACAUUUGGCGGUACUCUUCCAACAACUGGCCCUGGAAAAUUAUGGGCUGAUCAGCUUUGUGAGUUGCAGGAUUGGUUAGAAGAACAAGAUUAUAAUUUGCAACUUCAGGUUGUUGAUGUUACAGACCAAAAUGCCAUCGUUGGUGUUAUUGAGAAAGUUCAGAAAUUCUUAAAUGAACAAGAGCAAAAGAAUGUGCAAUUAAAGAAACUAUUAGCAGCGGUGUCUCAUUUAAGACAGAAAAAAGAUUACAACAAAGAAUUAGAGGCCAGAGCACUGCAUCUCCACUCCGAGUGGGAGGAGGUGAGGGAGGGGGCAAUGCAAAGAAAGCGACAGCUGGAAGGGAUGCUGGCCGACGGACGCAGCUUUGACGAACGAAGGAGGGAUGUGGAGUCCUGGCUCUCCAGGCUGCAAGCCCGACUCGAGCGCAUGCCCCCCGUUGGUCAAACUUUAGACAUUCUUGAAAAUCAAUUGAAGGAACAGAAGGCUUUGCAAGCUGAAGUAGGCCAAUGGAAAGGAGCUGUUGAAGGUGUAACAAGAACAGCGCAUAAAAUUGCUGCUGAUUGUCCACAUGAUGAUGCUAACAGACUUAGAGCAAUUGCUGAUAGGAUUAAUCAACGAUACACUGAACUUGCUAUCAGUGUGCAGUCCCGGGGAAAAGCUCUGCUAAAUGCCCUCAACUCUUUGCAGCAGUUAGACAAGGCUCUGGAUAGGUUCCUUGCUUGGCUUUCAGAGACAGAGUCUGCUCUCGAACUGCUGGAAGCAGAAGAGGAGAAGUAUGGGCCCAGGGAUGACUUUCAUAGGUCUCAUGGCUGUCACGAUCAAAUAAGAGAUUUGCAAAGAGAAAUCGAAUCUCAAAGGGACCUUCAUCAGACGUUGAGUGAAAGGAGUACUCAUUUGUUGCAAAGUCUUGAAAGUCAAGAUGAUGCAUUGCUUUUAGGACGUAAACUCCAGGAGAUGAACCAUCGAUGGAAUGCUCUGAGGUUAAAAACAGUAUCUCUUCGGAAUCGUCUUGAAAGCAGUGCUGAUCAGUGGAAUCAGCUUUUGCUAUCCCUUCGAGAACUUACAGAGUGGGUUAUUAAAAAAGAAACUGAAUUAUCUGCUCAACCAGCUAUUGGAGGUGAUGUUGGUUGCAUUGUCAAGCAGCAAGAUGAACAUAGAGCUUUCCGAAGACAGCUUGAUGAUAAGAGGCCUGUUGUUGAAAGUAGUCUUUUAGCAGGAAGACAUUACGUUGCUAAAGAACCACCACUUUCUGAUACUAGUGACUCUGAAGCUAAGGAAUUUGAAUGUGAUAGUCGAGGUUAUCGUAGUGCAGAAGAACAAGCUAGAGAAAUAACUAGGAGUAUUAGGAGAGAAGUUAAAAAGUUAUCAGAUAAAUGGAAUGGCCUUUUGUCUAGAACAGAGCAGCGUCAAAAGCGAUUAGAUGAUGUUCUUGUGAAAAUGCAAACUUUACAAAGAGCUAUGGAUGAUUUAAACACAAGGCUACAUUCUGCUGAAAAUGCUAAGUCAAAAUGGCCUCCAGUUUCAGAAUUUGUGCUCGAUCAACUUCCCGAACAAGUUGAUGAAUUAAAAGCAUUUAAAGAUAGAACGGCUCCCUUACAAAUGCAUGUAGACGAAGUGAAUGAGGCAGCUGCUCGAAUUACAGGAUGCAAUGUUUUGCUAUCACAUUCCAAUUUAAAUAGACUGGAAGAAUUGAAUACCCGCUGGAGACUGCUGCAAUUAGCAGUGGAUGACCGUCGCAAACAAUUGGAGCACUGUUUAAUUGAUCAAGGAUCGGCUCAGCAACAAUUCCUCAGUGCAUCAGUAAGCCAUCCUUGGGAAAGAGCUGUUGCUGGUAAUAAAGUGCCUUAUUAUGUUAAUCAUUUAACUGAAACCACUCAUUGGGACCAUCCAAAAAUGAUUGAACUAAUGGAUUCUUUAGCUGAGCUAAAUGAUAUUCGUUAUUCUGCCUAUAGAACUGCAAUGAAGCUGAGAACUGUUCAAAAGAGAGUUUGCUUGGAUAUGGUGAAUAUGAAUAAUGCUAUCAAUGCCUUUGAUCAGCAUGGACUGAGAGCACAGAAUGAUAAACUAAUUAGCGUUCCUGAAAUGAUAACUUGUCUUUCAACUAUAUAUGAAGGCAUAGCUACUGAAAAUAAUUCCUUAAUUAAUAUUCCUCUUUCAUUAGAUUUGUGUCUGAAUUGGUUGCUCAAUCUCUAUGAUACUGUUACAAGAACUGGUUAUAUUAGAAUUCUAUCUUUCAAAGUAGGCAUUAUUUUACUUAGUCGUGGAAGUUUAGAAGACAAAUUUAGAUAUUUAUUUUGUUUGAUAGCUGAUGUAAAUGGUUGUGCAGAUGAAAGAAAACUAGGGUUGUUAUUACAUGACUGUGUACAGAUACCUCGACUACUUGGAGAAAUUGCUGCCUUUGGAGGCAGUAACAUAGAACCAAGUGUUAGAAGUUGUUUUGAAAAGGCUGGAAACCAGAAAGAAAUUCAAGCUAGUCAUUUUUUGACGUGGUUACAACAAGAACCACAGUCCCUUGUUUGGCUUCCAGUUCUUCAUCGGAUGGCUGCAGCAGAAACAGCAAAGCAUCAAGCGAAAUGUAAUAUUUGCAAACAGUACCCGAUUGUAGGAUUCAGAUAUAGAUGUUUAAAGUGCUUCAACUUUGAUUUAUGUCAAGGCUGCUUUUUCUCUGGUAGAAAAGCAAAGAAUCACAAACUAACACAUCCCAUGCAAGAAUACUGUACUGCUACCACCUCUGGAGAGGAUGUGCGUGAUUUCACCAAAAUCAUGAAGAAUAAAUUCAAAUCAAAACGUUACUUCAAGAAGCAUCAAAGGCUUGGUUAUCUUCCAGUUCAGACUGUACUUGAAGGUGAUGAUCUUGAAAGUCCAGCGCCAUCGCCCCAACACACUUUAUCAUCUCAAGAAAUGCACUCUAGGCUGGAACUUUAUGCAAGCAGAUUGGCAGAAGUAGAGUUGAGAGCAAGAAGUAAUUCUACACCAGAUUCAAGUGAAGAUGAGCAUCAACUAAUAGCACAAUAUUGCCAAACACUGAGUGGUGAAAUAGCUUUACCAGUGCCUCGUAGUCCAGCUCAAAUUAUGGCAUCCAUUGACGCUGAACAAAGAGAAGAGCUAGAAGCAAUGAUUAACGAACUUGAGGAAGAAAACAGGCAUUUGCAGUCAGAGUAUGAAAGACUUAGAGGCUCUAGAGGUAGUAGAAGCGUUUCUCCUACCGUUACAGAAGAGGAGGAAGAGCAGACACCCAUGACGCCCUGCAGAGAUGAAGAAAUGUUGGCUGAAGCAAAAUUACUCAGACAGCAUAAAGGACGUCUAGAAGCUCGAAUGCAAAUAUUAGAAGAUCAUAACAGACAAUUAGAAGCACAAUUACAUCGUCUCAGGCAACUCUUAGAUGAACCUCAACCAGUACCAGUAAGAGGAAAUCCUCAAAACAAUGGGUAUGGUUCCCCUAAUCCAUCUUGGAAUCGCACAGUCAUUGUAGAACAAGCACCUAGGAGAAACGGUCAAUUAGUUGAUCAUACUGGUUCUGCACGUGUUGGAAAUUUAUUACAUAUGGCAGGCAAUCUCGGAAAAGCCGUCGGUACCCUCGUAACAGUUAUGACAGAUGACGAAGAUGCCAGUGGCUCUGACGAUGAUCUAAAACAUUGACAUAAAUGAGAAACUAUAUGUUUCAUUUCCAAAAUGACUCAAAUUGCCAAAAGGCAAUACAAUUUCAGUCUUAGAGAAACAAAAAAAAAAAAACUCAUUCCUCCCGGGAUGAGAGUUUUCAUUUUUAAAGCAUUUAUACAGAAUCAUUGAAACCCAAUUGUAUAAAAUCCAACAUAUCAUAGACCAUUGUCUGAACGGACAUCACUUCAAAACUGCCUUAGCAUCUGCACAAAGGGGUGUUUGUUCUCUUCAAAUGUGACUAUGAAGAAAAAAUUUAUUUUUUUAAAAAAUUCAAAACUACAUCUGUGUUGAAAUAGAUUUGAAGCUGGUGUGGCUCAGUGUGUGAAAGAUAGGCUUCCGAGGUAACAUAUAGAACACUUGUGCGUGUAUUAGGGAUUUGUGAUUGUGAACUUGGAGAGAUUAAGGCCUGUAUUCAUAUCAUGUAUUUUUUUGUUAUAUUCAUUUACGAGUUAUAUUUUCUAAAGAGAAUUGUAUUUAAAAUUAUCUAUAGUACUAUUUUUGUUUAUCAGAGAAAUAUUUAAAAAAGAAGUAUUACUUAAUUUUCAUAAGUAUAUGUUUAGCUUUAUAAACCAUUGCUGUGUCAUGUAUCAAAUCAUAUGAUUUUAAUGUGUUCGAGCAUACUUUUUAGUUUGACAGUCUAACAAGAAUUUAGUUGAAAGCAUUUGUUGUCUUUUUUUCCCCUCUGCUUCUGCAAGUGUAUUAAUUUUCAAAUUUUUUUGUGAUAAACAUUUUGGGGUGCUUUGUCAUUAUGCAACACAAUAUUGAUCAAAU